AUGCCAUGGCCGCCAGAGUCCGACGAGUGGCACUAUGCCUACGGUGUCCAUGACAGCACCACGGAUGAUAAUCUAGCCGGACACGGGUCAUGCGUAGCAUCGAAAGCCGCUGGGUGGAAAACGGGUGUUUCGAAGAACUCCCAGUUGGUCGUGAUGAAGUCCUUACCGACGCUAGCGGACGUGAACUUCGCUUUCGCCGCAGCCUUGGACGAUACCAUGGAGAAAGAUCGUCAGGGCAGAGCCGUGGUCGUCUAUCCCGCAACGUCGAUACAGACAUUCGGCGCUGGUUCCGUGUUGCCGAGGAACUGGAAAUCGGUGAAUGAGCUCAUCCAGGAGCUUUUCGCCCAGGACGUUGUCGUAGUGACUGGAUCCGGCAACAACGCCGCACGCUCUUCAGCAUUGGACACGGUUCCAGCGAUUUGGGGCUUGGAACCAGACUAUCCCUUGAUAGUCGCCGGGGCUGUAAGAAUAGACGGGACAAUCGCGAGAUUCUCGCAGGGCGCGGCGACUUUGUCAGAGAUCGUUUGGGCGCCAGGAGAGAGUAUCGUUUGUGCCAAUGGACCGUCAUCCCCAGGCUUAGCGGUCAGAAGCGGUACUUCGUUCGCCGCUGCAAUGGUUGCAGGACUUGCCGCAUACGAAUUGACGGGACCCGACCCCCACCCUCCGGGAUCAGUACCUAGCAUCAUCCGCACCAGGCUCCUUGCGAACAGUAGGCCGAUUUCUCCGUUGACAAGACCCAAAGUCAUCUGGAAUGGACAGAACGGGGCGCUCAAUGCACUGCUGAAUAAUUCGACCUCGCAAUCUGCCCUUGUGCAGGAAAUGCCGAACGCGACGCUCAUUUCUGGCACUACGAAUUUGACUGAGGGACAAGCGUCGGACGGCCUCGCCAUCACCAUCACCGCGUACGGCGACUCCCUCGCCGCCAAGUACACCGCCUACAUCCUGAAGGCCCUGCUCGCGAUCCAGCGCGUCAUCCGGAACGCCGGCGGCCCCCACGACGUGCUCGAGGAGACGACGACGGUGGGGAAGAUCGCGGGCGCCGUCUACGCCGAGGUCGGCUUCUACGCCCUGCACGCGCCGGCCGGGAUCGAGCGGGUGCAGGCGGCGGAGGUGCUGCAGAAGGUGUGGGAGCUCGUCUUUGAGUAUUCCCCGGCGAAGGAGAUCACGUCGUCGACGGUUGUGGCGGAGGGGAGGGAGUUGGUGCUGUUUAGGUUGAGCUUUCGUCGGAUAUGA
Molecule: messenger RNA, 1233 nt
Organism: Letharia columbiana
Lineage: Eukaryota; Fungi; Ascomycota; Lecanoromycetes; Lecanorales; Parmeliaceae
Exons: 3
Coding region: 1-1233 (410 amino acids)
Biological process (GO): proteolysis
Molecular function (GO): serine-type endopeptidase activity
Source: RefSeq, a predicted model, not a curated record